Nicotiana attenuata is the source of this 680-nucleotide messenger RNA. RefSeq names its product ras-related protein RABA2a. The record is from RefSeq and is a predicted model, not a curated record. Lineage: Eukaryota; Viridiplantae; Streptophyta; Magnoliopsida; Solanales; Solanaceae. Gene Ontology annotation, cellular component: endosome. Gene Ontology annotation, molecular function: GTP binding; GTPase activity.
GUUGAGGGAAGGACCGUCAAGGCUCAGAUCUGGGACACAGCUGGACAGGAAAGAUACAGAGCCAUUACAAGUGCUUACUAUAGGGGUGCUCUUGGGGCUCUUCUGGUAUAUGAUGUGACAAAACCAACCACCUUCGAGAAUGUUAGUCGGUGGUUGAAGGAACUGAGGGAUCAUGCAGAUUCGAACAUUGUGAUUAUGCUCAUUGGAAACAAGACGGAUCUGAAGCAUCUUCGAGCAGUUGAUACAGAGGAUGCUCAAAGCUUUGCUGAAAAAGAAGGCCUUUCUUUCAUCGAAACAUCUGCAUUGGAGGCAACAAAUGUAGAGAAGGCUUUCCAGACGAUUCUUUCAGAAAUCUAUCGGAUAAUCAGUAAGAAGCCACUUUCUUCCGAGGAGCCAGCAACUGCUAACAUCAAAGAAGGGAAGACUCUUGUUGUUGGGGCAGAGGAUCCUGCCCCCAAGAAGGCAUGUUGCUCUUCAUCUUGAUGGUCAUUAGAUUUUUAAGCCCCUAUAUUGUUCCUUUUGUUAGUUUUAACUAGUAGUCAUUUUUUGCCUUCUAUAUUCUCGGUAAAGAUAUUAUACCCUUUUUCAACAUUAGGAAGGAAAUGUGCAAUACAUGUCAAAAUCUUGUUAUAGUAUGGCUCUUUAAGAAUUAAAUCAAUUAUUUCAAUGCUUCAGCGUUA